Rhipicephalus sanguineus (brown dog tick) is the source of this 7058-nucleotide messenger RNA. Its product is annotated as transmembrane 6 superfamily member 1. The record is from RefSeq and is a predicted model, not a curated record. Bases 428 to 1564 code for a protein of 378 amino acids. NCBI's taxonomy places the organism in Eukaryota, Metazoa, Arthropoda, Arachnida, Ixodida, Ixodidae. The transcript has 9 exons.
GUCGCGCUGUGCAGGAAAGCGCAGCUCGUCACGCGGCGGCGGCUGAUGUGGGCGACGCGUAACAAUUUAACGGCACAAUAUAUAACUCCGUAAUUGAGCUGGGCGCUUUGUGACUUCCCCGAUGGAGGCAUAAUGUUCUUCGUUGCUGCCGUCAGUGCGACGCGGUGAAGAGAAGUGAGUGCUGAACGAGUUGAACCCUUGCCAAGAUCUCGAGGCGACGUCGGCUGCUGCGCUUGUGUUCCUCUCGGUUGCGGGGAGUUUAUUUUCUUCCGCCUUUUCUGAUGAGUGUGUGUUGCGGGACCUGCAAGGAAAACAUAGCGGCCGCGGAAGUCGAAGGCUUUUUUUGGACAGGCCUUGCACCGUUCACUACGGGCGCGCUACCAUCGAAGACCAGAAGACCGCACGCCAACCGUCGCGAAACCAGGUCAUGUCUUCGUUCUCUUCUGCGACAAAAGUGUUCGGCGUGUCCCUUCUCGCCGUGCCAACGACGUACUCGUUCAAUGUGGUGGCCCAGCUACUCAAAUGGGACAGCGCCUGGCCCGUGUGUCUGGGCGUAGUGGUGGUGCUUGUGGCCGUAGCCGGCCUCUUAUUUUGGGCCACGGGAAGAAAGGCCCCCUUGGCGGGCGGCCGAAAACGCGAACAGAUAUGGUUCUACGCCUUGGCGAUAUCUGCAUUUACGAGUGUGGCAUCCCUUACAGUGGGCCUUGAGCUAGAUGGAAUCAUAUCAGGCUUUGUCAACGUGUACCUGAAGGUUGGGGAACCAUACCUGCGGUGCAGCCAUGGAGCCAUGGCAUCUUACUGGCAUGGGACUGUGAUGUAUGCCAUGCACCUGAUGAUGCUGGCUGCACUGACUUGGGAUGGUAACCUCUACAGUGUCGCCCUCUUCUGGUGCGGUUCAAACGUCAACAGCACACUCGUGCUUUUGCUUGGAGUUGCAACAGGAAAACAUGGUAUCACGCCGGGUGCUGUGUUCUACCUUUUGGUGGCCAUUGCUUCUCUCUGCUUCCUCUACCAACUGAGACAUCAGAGGAUCACCUACUCGGUGUCUGGCCCUAGGGAACACCUAUUCAUUCGCAAGCAAGAUAUUGUCUUUCUUCUUUACCUUUUCGCUGCAAGCUUUAUAACCAUAUUCAGAGGCUUGGCGGUGUUAGGAACAAACAUUGGCUGGAUCAAUCGUUAUGUUGCAACUGUAGAACCGUAUCUGCAACACAAAGACCCGGCACCAUUUCCAAAGAUGCAGAUGCUUGUGUAUCUGUUUCAUCAUCUUCCUCUGCAACUUGCCAGUGCCUACGCAUUACUUGUGCCCGGCUGCCAGUGGAUGCCAGAUCUCAGCCUUCUCAUUGCUGGUGCUGUACUACAGGGACAAGUGUCACACAUUGGUGCAUCUUUUCAUCCACGUACACCAUACGUGAUGCGGGUUCCUCCCGAGCCUGGCUCAUGGCUUUUCUUCUGGAUUGUGAACCUCCUUCUGGCCCUGGGGUUCCAAUUCCUAGCAUACCGGUGCAACACCGAUCCUCAGUUUUUUGCUGCUCUACGUUCGCACAGCGAUCGACGCAUGUCCUAGCCCUUCGUAGUAUGUUAUACUCCUAUGCCCGGUGAUUUCAAGCCAUCUUAGUGGCAAUUGUGGCAUGUCCAAACUUUGUGCUUGCCCUUUCCACUGCCCUUGGCACAGGCUAAUGACAAACCUUUCCAAAUGAUGGCAUGAAAUCAAGAAAACGUAGCAACAGUUGACAGGUUAGCCAAUGUUGUAUAUUUUGUUUUGUUUUUUCUAUUGUUUGAGCACUGAAAAGUGUGGAAGAUGCUUUGUAGUGUCCGUCCUAGUUGGUGCUUCUACUUGUUUUACUUAGGCCUGGUGCAAUUGAGACUUGCUUCACUUUUCUACCACGUGUGUAGAGAGGUUUACUCUAUGCAAAGCAAUCACAUAAGUUAACAUAAACUUCCUGAAAUAGCCUAAAUGCCAUUGGAAGACAGAAUGGCUUUGUGUGAUUUGAAGAGCCAUAAUUUCGGCAUGAUCAACUGCUUGUCAUUGAAGUGCACAUAAAUAUCUCGUGCUUGGUUGGACUUCAGUUGUGCAUGCAUGUUGCUUCCAGUUGUCAAUACAGGCUGGUUUUGCCUGUCAUAGAAUGAGUAAUAAUAAUAAAUGGAAAACACUCUCAUUGCAAGCGUUUACUGUUCUCUAAGAACAGGAUUCUUAAACAUAAGGUCAUAUGUGGACCUGUGGCAAUAGUACAUAUGUUCAUGGUGUAGAAUGGACGGAGCAAGAAUGGAUCAGAAUUUGUCACACUCGCUAAGUACGUUCCAUACGCCAGUUUUGUAGUAUUACGGCUGUUGCUUUGUUUUCUGGUUUAUGCCAUUGUUUAUAGACAUUUUGAGGCUUAUCGAGCCAUUGUCUGCGUGUUUGCACUAAAGAUAUACAUGAGAUCUGUAGGAUACCUGCGCAGUCUCUUGUUUUUUCUUGACAGCUAGACUGUCCUCUCGAUCAUUGUUUGUUGUAAUGUUGCUCUUAUAAUUGUUUUUUUCACUGAAAAGAAAAUCGGCCAUAUCGGAGAGGCCCCUGAAGUACCACGCACAUAGUACACAUCUCAAUCAAAUCAGUGCAGCGCCAUGGCAUCUUUACCACGCAGUGUAAUCUAUUAUCAUGCAUAAGAUUCACAUAAUAUAAAACUCGAUGAAUACUAUUCGGCCUAGUACAAUAUGAUGCAUCAUGUGGUGAGUAAUAUUUGGUGCUAUGCCACUCCAAAAUUAUGCAAAAAAUAUAUUGGACAUCCCAAGUUUGAGCAACUGUGAAUGCCAUGGCUUCCGUUUGAUUUUACGCAUCCUUUUUGUACAUAAUGUAGCCAUGAGAGUGAACAGUAUGGUUGUGUGGCCCCAGUGCUGUUUUUGCUCCGACUGCUGUUGAGGCAGUAAGAAUUAUUAGUGCGACUUCUGUGUAGCCUCGAUGAGGAAAAUACAGGGCUAGGCUGAUUAUCUGCCUUUGUGUUUGUCCUUAGGCUUUCGUUGAGCAGAGUUCCUAGUCAGAGCUGCGUGAACCAACUGCUGUAUAUCAGCUAUUGUGAACCAGCUGGUUUGAAUGUGUCACACUUAACAGCUCGAUAAUAAAGGGACUGACAACCAACAAUUUAUGGUAUCUGUAGUCUUGAGUGCAACAGAGAGCUUACAGGUCAGAGUGUCUAAUCACAGAGUGAACGAAAGAGGGGGAUUGAUCAAGGGCUCGUUUCUUUUAUGAGACGCGACCUAACGAAGCCAACAGACAGUGAAGCCAAGGAAGCUAUAGGAGACAUUACUUGUAUGGUUUAGCUGUAGUGUAGUAAUUAUGACAUAAAUGGAAUGGAAUUAAAGUGGAUGAAAAAUGAACUUGGCGCAUGUAGAUGCCGGACCUUCAACCUUCGGAUAAUGCUUCCAAUGCUCUACCAAUUGAGCUACAGUGGUGGUCGCUUUCUCAUCUACUUGAUUGGGUAUUUAUGUUUGUGUAAUCCUGGGAGUGGUAGCACCGCUCGCAGCCUUGAUGGCGAGUGUGGAACACUCUUUUGUUGACAGCUGGCGUCACGUAGUACGUAAUCUUAUUACGAGCAGGAAGCUGACCAAUAAACCCUUGAAUAUUACCUAAUGCAUCAAGUCUGCCGAAACAAGACCCUCGAUAUGAAUGAACGAAAGAGGGGGAUUGAUCGAAGGCUUGUUUCUUUUGUUAGACACAACCUAUAGAAACCAACAGACCGUGAAGCUAAGGAUUCAAAUCCUGAAAAAAAUGCUCGAUUCUGCCACUAUAAUUCAGUGUUUCCACUUCCACCAGUGUCUUCUCGCACGUUCUGGCCAGUUGUCAGUCCCUUUAGCUGCAGUGUUGGUAAUCUGCGAGUCAUAGUGGUUAUUGCCUCUGUGCGACUGUGAAAAUGCAGGUCUUUCCAGCACUCAUGAAGAGGUAUUUUUGCUAAAGGUCUAUGCUGAUGAAAAGUUGUUCUUGAAUGCAAGCUCUGCUGUAAUUUUUCUUGAGCUUGAGAGCGAUGCAGAAAUAUCCCACGUGCUGGUUUGAUUGUGAUGUACAGGAAUCGAAGCCUAAUUCUGAGAGUACUGUUGCCACAAUGAAUAUGUCAGGCAAUGAAUCGUGCAUUUCAUAUAUAUGUGCCGGUAGCACCCUGUGGUGUGGCUCUGAACAGAUGUUAAUUAGACCGUGAUAUCGAGCUCCCAUGUUUAUGCACAUGCUACUGUACAAAACAAAUUGGUGUAUGUCAUAUGAGCACUGCAGUGACUGUGUGGUCAAUGCUUAUGUGGAUUGACUUGAGCGAAAUUGCCUUUGUUACUGUGCAGUAUUCUGGUAUGUUAGUGGUUGUGAUUUAUUUAUUGUGUAUAUAUGAAACACUUAAAAGUGCAUUUUGAAAGUUUUUUUUAUAUAUAGCUGCAAGUACUCAAACAAGGUGUGACAAUAAUUGCUACCAAGUUGAAGCUGAAGUACUUGUUGCAGAUUGAACAGGAAAAGAAAACGGAAAGCUUGGAGACUAGCGUUCGGAAAAAUUUGAUUUUGUGUAAGUCCGAUAAGAGUCCGCAUUAUAAUAUAUUUGUGGAUUUUUACUAGUAAUUAUUAUUAUUAUUAUUAUUAUAGUUUCUACAUUGUUGUGAUCUAUUCUUCUUAAUGGUUAACUAGCAUGUACUUAGCCACCAACUGCACAAGGCUUAUCAAAAUGUUGACGCUGUACAUCACUGUGCAGCUGAGCCUCAAUUCAGUGACAUUUGUUACUAACAGCAACAAAAGCUUUGUUAGAUAAACUUUUAUUGGUAUAAGGCUUUUCAUUUUAACACUGAGAGUAAUAUCUUGUUUUCAUAGCACUUAUCUGAUGAGUGGGGAUGAGCAAGAUGGAGAAGCAUUAAAGACCAACCAAAACCACUACCUACUCCAUUGCUAAUGUAUUGUAGCACACAGAUGCUUUAAUCAUUGGCCAUGUUGUUAGCACUAAGCAUGAAAUCUAAAUUGAGGCUCAUUUGUAAAAGGCAAUGUAACUGCUGAAACUUUUUAGCGUGAUUGAAUCACCCGUAGCCAGAGAACUGUACAAGGCUCAUUGCUAAAAUUGGUGAGUUCAUUCUGUGCCUAUGCCACACAGCUAGCCACUAAGGUCAAGAUUUUUGUCAUUUUGGUCAGUAAAAUUAUUGCUACAAUUAGGGGAUGUAAUCAUUGAAUAUCGUGUUUCAUGUGGCAUCCUGUAUUUAUUUGACAUUGAACUGUUUCAGUUAACUGUGUAAGGGCUAGCGUCUGUAUACAGUAGUCUCAAUAAUUCAAGCUCGAGGGGUCGCUAGAAUUUUGUUUGAUUCAUGAUAAGUUCCAUAAAUAUGGCAUGCGGAAACAUACCAACUUGUGUUGUAAUGAAACAUUCGCAGAUACAUACCUGCCAACUUGUGCACCUAAAAAAUUCUGGAGGUUCUUAAAUUGGGGUAACAUGACAAUAAAACUGGUGUGCAUUUUUGUCUGUUGGUCUCAACCGCAGUAACCUCACAGAUAGCUCUUAAUAAGUGCUAGUAAAGUAGUUGGACGUCAGCGAUUAUACUGGUACACGUUAUUGUAAGCUGCGUACAUGGGUGUGUAAUUAAGGGACAUAAUGUGACCACUGCGUCCCGUGACAGCUGGUAGCCUCUUGCCAGUCUUAGUACGCUUUUCUGCAUGACACCUGUGUGCUGCAGCAAAAAUGGCUUAACUGCUCCGCACGCAGUAGAUCAAGGCCAGACUGUCUCACUUUCUUUCGUUCUUCCUCAAUCAGCACGCGUUUAUUGGUGCAUGUGGUUUGGCUGCUUUGACAUGUGUAGACAGGAAAUUGGCUUUAUUUGCGCCUGUUAGUGACAUAAGAACACAAACGUUCAGCUGGAAGUUACAAAGACAGCAGUUAUUUUCCAGCAUGGUCAUGCAACAGGCAUGAAUCAACGGAAGUAAUACAAUGAAGCAGUUUGAAUUAGGCGGCGUUAAAAUACAUUGAUGACAUAGCAGGCCAACCAAAAGUUUGAAAUUAUUUGAAUUAGUUGAAAGUUUGAAUUGUACUGUAGUUAAUUAGGCAUGGAACAUUCUGACAACUCUUUUGAAACAAGUUGAUCCAUCUCAGAAUACGUUGAUGGAGCCAGAAUAAAUAGUUAUAGCUAUGCGUGGUUCAUACUCAUUAAUGCUGUGUAACCCUGUGUCAUAUUACUUAGGUCUACUUACUGUUUACAAUAUCAUCAGAUGUAAUUUUUGUCGCACAUUAUAGUGCCCAGUGAAGAUUUCUACUCUUGCAUUCACGUGCACUUUGUUAUAAGUUACUAUAGUCAUGUAAAAUGGUAAUAACUUUUGUUGGUUUUUAUUUUGUUAAUUUUCGCUGCGUGUUUUAUUGGAACUUUUGAGCCACUUAAGUGGGGAAAUGUUUUGCGUAGCUUAUUCUCUUAUAUAUUCAUAUUUUUGUUUAUGUGCUACUUAUUCCAUCUGAGCUUGUUUAUGAGCAGCUGAAUGGGCCUAAUUGUUUCCAUUUAUCACUUGUGAUGUAUUUCUAUCUCUAAGUUUAGCUUGCAAAUCAGUGCAAGCAACCAAAUCAAUGCAUUAACAUAUGUGUCAUUGUUUUCGGCAGGUGCCUUUCAUAAACUUAAAUGAAAACACGAAAGGCUGCCACUAUGGAUUGACUCAUUGUUGACAGACCGAGGCAGGAUGUUUUAUUAUUUUUCGAAAUGUUUGCCGUCAUCAUGAAAGAACAUUGGGGUUCUACAAUCUGUUGUUCUAUUGUUGCACUUAUCCUAAAGAUCACAUCCUUUGUUUUCCGCAAAACUAUUGCAGUUUGCAUUAUGUGUGCAGUCAAGCCAAAUUGUUGCUUCAAUAUGACGUACACUUCUGUGUUAUGCUUACAUGAUGGCAUUUUGGCAUUCUUGCAUUUUGCAUGACUACUGCAUGCAUUGCGCCUUGCUCCGUGUAUGAACUCUGGUCUGUGCUAUAACAGCGUUGCGCCUGUUUUUUUUAGUGCGAACUUCAAGACAGGAUUUUAUCAAUAAUUGUGUUCAUUAGCUCAUGCAAUGUCGACAGCCAUCCUCCAUCUUAUUGCAUAAACUUGGGAACAAGCCCA